Messenger RNA from Dendronephthya gigantea, 1897 nucleotides. RefSeq lists its product as uncharacterized. The record is from RefSeq and is a predicted model, not a curated record. Bases 93 to 1643 code for a protein of 516 amino acids. The transcript has a single exon. Lineage: Eukaryota; Metazoa; Cnidaria; Anthozoa; Malacalcyonacea; Nephtheidae.
AACUAUACCGUCUGUAUAUAGUAAAAAGUCAACGAGGUACCAACAGGUGAUUCAUAACUCGAUAUAGUCCUCAAUCGCUUAAAACUUUCAAAAUGUUGGACGACAUUAUCGCUACUUUCUUAUCUCUUUUUUUCGCCGUAACUGUGGACGCUCCGAGAAUAUCUCGUGAGAUAAACAACAAUUUCAGAGAUCAAGAUGAGCCCUUUAAUGCGAAUGAUACGAGCCAGGGCGAAUAUCCCUCGUUGGUGCAGGAGGACUUUCCUUCGAGCAGCGAAUAUGUUUCACUUUCUGGUGUAAUGGAAAACGAGCGAAGCUUCGGUGAAUCGCUUUGUAAAAGUCUCAAGGCAACGCUAACCAUCAUCUUAGCUGUAAUUCCUUUGGUUAUUUUGGGAGUGAUUCUCGUUUAUUUUGAUCUGAGAACAACCGAUUUGUGUUUUCAACUACUAACAAAGUCAAACGAUACCCUCUCCUUCGAUGUCCUGAGAAUUCGUUUAAUCGGUGAUGGAAUUGAAAUUGUGAUCCUCAACUUGUGGUUUCCAGUGGUUCUAGUAAUUCUAUUUGGUUGGAGGAAGUUUAAAAGUCAAUAUUCUCUUACCGUAUUCAUAGCGCUAUUGGCCGCUCUACUUUAUACAUUGUAUUUGAGCUUUUUACUUCUAUAUCAUUUUUAUGACAGAAGCCUAUGGUAUCGUGUACCAGGCAACGUAAUAUUUGUAACCGCCAUUUUAGUGGAAAGCGCUAUUGUUGUUCGCAAAAUAAGACAACGUGACCCUGGCAUAUCCUACUCAAAUUGUCAGAUAUUCACAGUAAUCUCCUGCCCAUGGUUACUAUUUUAUGUGAUAGCUUUGCUUUACAGAUACGCGCUUGUCCGCUGGUUCAUUACCUUUGAAAGCGCUUUUUCCAGGUUCAUUGUGGCGAUCAUGACGCCAGCGUUGUCACUCUUACUCUCAGUCAUUUGCAGGCACAUGGCAUUGUGGCGUAGCUCACAAAUUAUCAGCCCUGAACGAAGCUUUGGCCUUGUUUAUUUCAUCCAUACUGCUGGGGUAAUACUCUAUCGACUAUUACAGGCAGAUUUUAAAAAUAUUUGGUGGUUUAUUGGACUAUCCAUUGUCUCUGGUACCUCUGGGGUCCUCAAAGCCGCGACUGUUGGCAUCAGGGAGAAAAUAUGGUCAAGAAUUAUCCCGUUUUGGAACAAAAUAUGUUGCAUUAGACUGCGGCAUCUACCUGGAAACACGCCUCGUCAUAGGCGACUGAAAGCUGACAUGAAUAUUCAAAAUAUACUGUUUGAUAGCAAUUCAUUAAUUCUAAUCCAGGCUUAUAUCGUGCUCUAUCAAAUCACAAGUUUUGAAAUGUCUGCUUGGACUGUCCUAAAAUCAUCCCUAAUAAGAAUUGCGAUCGGCAUUAGCAUUGAAAUUGUGUGUAAUUUCAUAUCCACCUUUAUCCACAUCCAUUGGCGUAAUAUACCCAUUGCGCGUGCGUGGUCGAAGGCCUGGAAACGACACAUGUUUGCUAAUAGUGUCAUUAUAGUGUGUUUGGUGACGUAUUUCACCAAACCUUUGCUCGUAGUAUUUCAACACCGUUUCCAUGAUAACCCUGCCUUUGGUUCAGGGGUUUACACCAUAAGGAAUUGUACUCUGUCAUUUUAAAACUGGGAUCGAUUGCGUAGGUCGUUCACUGCUAAACCAAACAGUGUUUAAUGGUUUUCCAAGUGAAGUUCUAGCACACUAAAAACUGUAGUAUAAUCUUGAACCUCUAGAGAAUAUUUAUAAGCGGCAACGAUUGUUAUUCGUGACAAACGUGGGCUAAUAUACGUGAUAAUUAGUAUUGUAGCAGAUGAAUUCAUCUCUAAUAAUUAUGUGUUUCGCAAAUGUAGUUUCGUAAAUCCAGUUUCAUCCUAAAG